Molecule: messenger RNA, 3958 nt
Organism: Talaromyces stipitatus ATCC 10500
Lineage: Eukaryota; Fungi; Ascomycota; Eurotiomycetes; Eurotiales; Trichocomaceae
Product: leucine permease transcriptional regulator (SAC3), putative
Exons: 4
Coding region: 1-3726 (1241 amino acids)
Biological process (GO): mRNA export from nucleus
Cellular component (GO): cytoplasm; transcription export complex 2; nucleus
Source: RefSeq, a predicted model, not a curated record
AUGCCUAAACUAGGGAGCGUCUUGGGCGCAACCCGUGGAGGGCACAAAGAUGCAGCCAAUUCAGGACGUGGUGGACGAACACGUGGAACCGGCGCGAUAGGAUCCAAAUCCCAGUCGAACCGUGGCGCAACUCGAGGACGUGGACGAGGCCAGGCUCGUGGUGGCCAGUCUACAGCUAGCGAUGCUGGGGUCUCUGGUGGAAAGGAGUCAGGAUUCGGAGCUCCAUCUUCUAAUUCACCGUUUGCUGCGAUCAAGAAUGAUACUGCCGCGAUCUCGUCACCAUUCGGCGGACCGCAAAAUUCUUCUGGAUUCGGGAAACCAUCGCCUAACCCAGGAAUCAUCGCCUCUAAUGGUUUUGGAGCACCUUCUUUCGCACACCAGCCCAUAGGGAACUCAGUUCAGUCAGCGAAGGACCCUCGUCACAAGGUUGCUUCACAAAGACGCGUACCUAAAGAAGAAACAAGUGAACCGACCUCGGCGGGGACUAGUACGCCUGUCGACUAUCAGGAACGCUAUGAGAAGUUGAAACUUGACCGGGUCAAACAACGCGAAAAUGCCAUCAAACAAGGUCAAAUGGCCGAUCCCAACCAACCAACUCUGUUGAUCAAGGCCAUAACUCCCGUGGGAACGUGUACCACAAUGUGUCCAGAAUUCGAACGCGUGGAGAGAAUAGUUCAAAAAAUGGUUGAUAGAGCUGAAAAGAGUCUUGAUCCGACCACCGAUACGUUCGAAGUCAAGGAAUUGAAGAUGCUUAAACGGUUUAGGCGAUCUGCGGCAGGCUACGAUGAACAGCUUCCAUCCGAUAUUCGCACACCAAACACCCUCCUUCAAACCAUGAACUACCUCAUACGCCAUGUCGUCAGUGGUCCCGACCCGCUCGGUCUAAUCCAUAAGUUCGUUUGGGAUCGGACUCGCUCUAUAAGAAAUGAUUUCUCUGUUCAGCAAUUGACGAAGGUCGAAGAUAUCAAAAUAGCUGUUAAGUGUCUGGAACGCAUAGCCCGCUUUCACAUUGUUUCACUACAUCUACUCUCUUCACCCGACAACGAAGAACAAUUCGAUCAUCAUCAGGAACGGGAACAACUCAACAACACAAUGCUGUCUCUAAUGCAUUACUACGACGAUAACAGAGAGCGCAUGAACUUUCCGAAUGAGCCAGAAUUCCGGGCAUAUUAUAUUGUCUUGGCAAUCCACGACCAGCGCCCAGACGUGGAAGACCGCGUCCAAAAGUGGCCGAAAGAAAUUCUUCAGAGCCCAAAAGUACAGAUUGCCUUGGAACUCUUGGCAGCUGCGAAUAACUACUGGGAAUAUUCGGUCGUUUUGGACGAAAUGCGGCCCAAUGCAAUUUCUCAAGGGUUCUAUAAUAGGUUUUUUAACCUAGUAGAUUCGCCAUCUGUGUCGUAUCUAAUGGGUUGUGUUGCGGAAAUCUACUUCAAUAACGUCAGGCAGACUGCUAUCCGGUCGAUUUGGAAAGCGUACUGCCGAGUGCCAACCUCUCAGCAGAACAGAAAUGAAGAAUGGACUAUAACAGAGCUCACGCGCGUACUUUAUUUUGAUGAUGAGUCACAAGCCGAAGAGUUCUGCGAAGAGCAAGGUCUUCAACUUUUAGAAAGAAACGACGGUGCAUUAUACCUCAACUGGGGAACAAGCAGCAUUGAUACCGUCGAUUUCGCACCAUCAUCACAACAUUCUUAUUCCGAUAAAUAUGUUGAAGUGAAACGUGGGGGUAGAACACUUGCAGCCAUCAUUCUUGGAUUGAAUAUCAAACAAGCGGCCGCUCGGGGUAUGAUCGAUGUGUCUUUUUUACCGACUAAUGAUUACGACACUCCUAUCGAAGAAGACGAGAACGAACUUUUCGUCACUCAAGAGGAUACUCCCAUGCAUCAGGAGCCCCCAACGCUAUUUCAAAUUCCCCGGGCCUCGCUUCAACCUACCACUGAAGUUGUUGCACCCCAGGUCACAUCUAAGGGGCCUUUUGAAGCAUUCCAACCGCCUGCUGCACCAGUAACAACCCAGGCAACCACAGCACCGAAUAUUUUCUCAUCCAGUGGUCCCGCAAAACCUCUCUUCGCACCCAGUUCUUUGUUUGCACCAUUUUCAGAUACUUCAAUCGAAAAGCCAUCGUCACCCUUCCAUACGCCUACUCCAACAUCAAUUCCUUUCCAAGGCACUGCCUCCACAAACCCGCCCAAGCCAUUAUUCUCAUGGCCAGCCUCUACUCAGAGCACAUCCACAACAUCUUCGACCUUAUCUACUACUACCACCGAGCCCCCAAAGACAAAUUUUUCGUGGCCAGCUGCUUCUCAAAGUUCAGGGCCGGUCUUCAAGGCUCCCGAACCCGCAGCUCCUAUUACAGAACCGAAGCCAUCACCCUUGUUUAGGCAAUCGCCCUUCUCCACUCAAGAGGCAGCUCCAGAGGUGGUUCCUGCGGUUACUUCUAGCGAAGCACCAAAUUUACUGUUCUCAUUUCCGCCAAGUAGUCAGCCCUCAAAGAUAGAAGUCAAGGCGCCUGGUAUUUCGACGACCACACAGGCUUCAGAAUCACUAUUAAACAAAACACCAUCACCCUUCGCCUUUCAGCCUCCAUCUUUCUCGACUACAUCGAAUAUAUUUAAACCAGCACAGGAAUCGAUCUUCUCGAAACUACCACCACAAAAAUCACCGAUCACAAUUACGCCUACCGAGAUCCCGCCACCUACAAAUACUUCGAAACCUCUAUUCUCAUCGCAGCCAGACAAGCAAAGUCCUUCCGCAGAAGCAGAACUCGCAACUUCUCCAAAGCCACAGGUCGCUUCGCAGUCAUUGUUCCCUUUUGGCCCUCCCGCUGCCGACGCCGACUUAGCUGCGAAUGGGCAGCAAGAGCAGGCUACUGAAGUAGACCAAGAAACAGAGGUUCAAUCAGAGCAAGAACAAGCUCCUGUUGAUGAAUUUGUUGCAAAGAGUCCCUUACCGAAAGCUGAAGCCUUCUCUAAGUCGGAAAGCUUCAUUGAUGAGUCGUCGGCGUCCCGCAGGUCCUGGAUCGAGACACUAAGGCAGUCUGCAAUACAGAAUCGAGCGUCCAAAGCAGGCAAAAAGCGGCCAUUGGAAAUCGAAAAGGAUGAGGCCUUGCAGGCUCGAGAAGAGAUAUCACCAUUGAUCGAUGAGCCACAAGUACAUGGACAGCAUGAUGAAGAGACUCCUAAGCCAAAGCGCGCCGCCCACCAAAAGCAAAAGAAGACAUCCCUUGCUCUGGCCUCUAUAGCACCACUCCCGACACUUCCGAUACUUGAGAGAGUCAAGGAGCUGACGAAGGCCAAGCCGCCACGAGACGACGAAACUGUGUCUUCCAGGACAUCUCAAAUCGACGAAGAUGAAAUGAUUCUAUCAGCAGCACGUAUCGCAGCAGAACAAUUAAAAAAUGGUCCACGGCUUUUCGACGGAUCUUCCGAUUAUACCUCCUAUACUCAUCCCUUCCGUUCUUCUACGUUCGGGAGAAGUGUCAACUCUGACUCACAUUUAUUGUCAUCUUUGUCAUCUUCCGUAUCAUCUUCGUCGCCUUAUGCCCGCGUCAAUGGAUACGACGUCGCACUGGCGCCCGAAACGCCCCUUGGUCUUGGUCGCACUCUAUCCCGGACCGAACAACGUCUAAGACUCACUGGCGGAAAGGGUCUGGCAUACAAACCACUACAAUUGACUCCGGAAAAAGCGACAUCGAGCAAGCAAUCUAAUAAAAAAAGGAGUCUGACUUGAACAAGUACCCUGUUUGGCGGAAAUAUUGUAUUGCUCGUUUUUUGUUUCUUUUCCAUUUCCAUUCUUCCUUUAUGUACAUAAAAGACGUCUCCGGAUUGUGGAUGAUACUGCACUAAUGGAGUUAUUGGUUUGGAUUUAUCCUGAUACGCGUAUGUACAUCAGUCAAAGCAUGGCGCUGUUGGUCUAGCUAGCUACGAUACCAUUACAUUGAAUCAUCAUGGUGGAAUGUAGG